Molecule: messenger RNA, 3499 nt
Organism: Esox lucius (northern pike)
Lineage: Eukaryota; Metazoa; Chordata; Actinopteri; Esociformes; Esocidae
Product: immunoglobulin superfamily containing leucine-rich repeat protein 2
Exons: 2
Coding region: 246-2432 (728 amino acids)
Molecular function (GO): protein binding
Source: RefSeq, a predicted model, not a curated record
GACUGUGCUAAACCCAAUGGCAAAGGGAGAUACGCUGCAUUGCUCAUACAUAUCAGCAUCCGAGCACGAAAGGACCCUCAUAUUUGAGAUGGGUGCAGUACGCGGACAUGUUCAGAAACUUGCCCCGAAGUCAUCAUGUAGCCUUUAGACUUUGGUGUUUAAAUAGAAGAGUUGUUAUCCUAUUACAACGAGAAUAACUGUACCGCUUCUUUUCUAUUGGUUAAAACGUCGCACAGGAAGGGAAAAUGUUUAUUUUCUCUGUGUUCCUCCUCUCCUUAUGGAGCGCUGGUGUUGGAGUGGGACAUGGUUGCCCUGAACUAUGUGACUGCUUUGACAAGUAUGGACGCCACUUCGCUGAAUGCUCCUUCAAAGACCUGACUGACAUCCCUGAAGGUCUGCCCUCCAACGUAACCACUCUGAGUCUCUCUGCCAAUAAAAUAUCUUUGGUGCAGUCAGGCAGCUUUGACAAUGUGACCCAGGUUACAUCCCUCUGGAUGGCCCAUAAUGAGAUAGUCUCUAUCGAGCCCGGAACUCUAGCUCCCCUUCUCCAACUGCGUAACUUAGACAUCAGCUACAACAAGAUGGUUGACUUCCCCUGGCAGGAUCUCCAGAACCUCACGGCCCUGCAGCUGCUGAAGAUGAAUCACAACGAGAUGGCCCAUCUGCCCGGCGAUGCCUUCUCCAACCUGAAAGACCUGAGGUCUCUUCGCCUCAACAACAACAGGUUCACCACUGUGGCAGAGGGGACAUUUGACGGGCUGGUCUUCCUGGCCCACCUACAGAUUUAUAACAACCCAUUCACAUGCCACUGUAAGAUAGACUGGCUGAGGGACUGGAUUCUAAAGACCAGGAUAUCGGUUCCGGAACAGAACGCGAUCGUCUGUGACACUCCGGAGCAGAUGAAAGGGGUUGUGAUUGUGAGAAUGCCAGAGUCAAAGUGCAUGGCCCCAAAUGUUAGCAUUACAUCUGAGCCUAACGUUGUCAAUACAACACUCUUUGAAGGCACAGUGUUUAUACUUAAUUGUGAAAUCCGAGGUAACCCAAAGCCCGAAGUCAUCUGGAAAGUAGAUACAACAGGACUUAACAUAGUUUACCCUCUGUCAACCAAAGAGAAAAUGUCCAAUGAAUCCAGUGAAUCUAGUGAAUCCAGUGAGGUUUCAAAAAUGUCCGACAGUCAAAUAAAUGUUUUUCAUAACGGCACUCUGGUCAUACCACGCCUCAGUGAAAAGAACAAUGGCAACUACAGCUGUCUUGCCACCAACGAGUUUGGUAAAGAUCAGAAUUCUCUUUCAGUAGAGAUUGUACCAAGACCACCCCCCCCUCCACCUGUUAAAAAGGUUUUGGACACACCAGUUAUUAUUAAUAAGGUAAAAAUCCCAUCAGUGCUUCAACCUGUGACCAAAACCUCUCUGAGUAACCAUGUCGAUCCAUACAAUAUUCCCAGUUUUGAGAGAAAGUACAACAACCUCCUCCCAAGCCUUGCUCCCUCCGCUAACACUGAGCAUACAGGAAAAGGGUCCAGAUAUCGAUCCCGGGCGAGUGGCAAAUGUACCUUGACCAGUGAGACACAGUACAUCUCCAACCAGGCCUUCAACGGAAGCCUGAACGUUGUCAGGCAGUACACAUUUGACUUUGGCGUCAUAGCAUUGGGAUUGUCAGAGACAGAUGCUAAAGUGACACUCAACCCUCUCCUCCUUCCCAAAGACAACACAGACCACCAUCCCAGCACCUCCGAGGGGCUGCCUGCUAUCAGCGUAGAGCCUCAAAACCAAUCAGAAGUGUCCAGGAGGACUCUGGUGGACACGGGGCUGUAUCUGUGUAUAACCUCUGACCCCAGUCACUCAGCCGUUCAGUGGUCCAGGAUUGAAGAUGGCGUCAACACCUACCUGUUCCAGGACCUCCACCCUGGCACCAACUACUCGCUGUGUCUCUCCUUCACAGGGGAAGACUGCGAGGUCCAGGUCCUUUUCACAACCAGGAGGCGAGUUCCCAACCUGCUGAUUAUCAUCGUGGUCAGUGUCUGUCUGCUCACCGUCUCCACGGUCCCCCUACUGGGGGCCACCUGCUUCCACUUGGUCUACAAAUACCGGGGAAAGACCUACAAGUUGAUCAUGAAGGCCAAAGACCACCAGUACCACAUGGAGAGGAACCUGGUGGUCAACUGCCACCUGCGGAACUCCUACGCCGAGUCGCAGAGGCAGAUCACCUCCAGCGAGGCGGGGGACGGGGAGGAGCAGGGGUCGGAGAGCGGCUGCGGGGAGGGCAGGAGGGAAGGAGACGCGGAGGGGAGCGUGGUGACCGAGUCGUUCACUCUGUCUCAGUACAAGGGGAACACGGAGGGCAGUGAGGUGGGGUCGGAGUACAGCGAUAAGUUGCCUCUAGGGGCGGAAGCUGUUAACAUUUCUGGUCACUACAAAGAGGCGCGUCGUUGAUCCUGCGCUGUUUGGUUGUCGUGGCGUCGAUGUUUGACGGACGGUCUUGAGUAGACGACUUCUGGUCGUCUCCAGUCUUGGUUACAUGUGAUGUCUUGCAGUAACUGUUUGUCUGUCGGUGAGCGAAAAACCUAUGUGAGCUUCUCGUAUUUCAAAAAUGUCUGAUUUCAAGUACUUGGAUAUAAUCUGUAGACAAAGUGAAACCUGGUUCUGCUUCGGAACAGAGAAGUGGUGAAGAUAUGUUCUUACGUAUGCUUUCUCUGUAUAUAACUUAAUGUCUUGGUACAAAAAUGUAUGUUUAAGCUUAAUUCCAAUAGCUCUACUGUAUUUGUUGUGCUUCAAACCUACACAAAACAAUAUAAGUAUAUACACCGUAUAUAUGUGAGAAAUAUUCAAUACAUGUGAAAUUUAAAACAGUAAUAAUAUAUUGUCAAAGAAAUGCCUUUGUUCAAAAUUCAUUUACCAAUGUAUUUCAUGCAUUAAAAUACAUACAACAAAAUGCAUACAAAUAUAUUGUGGGACAACGUUUUAUAUUUCACAUGAGUAUAAAUAUAUAUUAAAAUUAAUGAACUUCUUGAAACCCAUGACUGUUUGUAACUGAUAGAGAUAGUUAUUCCAUAGCAUCCAUUUUCUGUAUGUUUCAGACGAGAGAGCGAAAUAUUUAAACCGUAAAAUAUCUCUUUUAUUUUUUUUUAUUAAAUGUUUUGUUUAACAGCAGCACUCAUGAAUGUGUAUGUGAAUCUAUUGCAACAGUGUGAUUUUUCACAUGCACAGAAAUUCAGCUUUACAGUUGCCAUAACAACCUUGAUCUGUCUGUCUCAAAACAUUGUUAUGAAUUACUCUAAAGUAGCAAGUAUACCUGUUAUGUCAACAAUAUGCUCUAGGACUCAAUGUGUGGAACCUAGUGUUUCUGUCACAGAUUUGCUGAAGCGCCACUGCUGCUCAGUACAUUUUAAUGGGGUAAUAUAUGUUAUAUUUGGAUAAUGUAAGAUAGCGUUGAGAUGUGUAAAUGCCUCACUGUUCAUUCUCUGUAUUGCCUGAAGUAAUAAAGUACUGAGUAACGUCUA